AUGACGACUCUUCAACCUUUUGAAGCUACAGAUCUUUUCAAGCUCAAUAAUGUUAAUCUAGAUACAUUAACUGAGAAUUUCCCAUUAGAAUUUUAUUUUGAAUAUUUAAUACUUUGGCCAGAAUUGUUUUUCAAGAGUGUUGAAACAACACUUACAGGUGUUUCACAUGAUGAUAUAUCAGGCUACAUGAUGGGUAAAACGGAGGGGAAGGCAAAUGAAUGGCAUACACAUAUCACUGCUGUAACUGUGGCACCUGAAUUCCGUAGGAUUUCAUUGGCUUCCAAAUUAUGUAAUACAUUAGAUGCAAUGACUGAUUCUCCACCUCAUGAAGUCAAUUUUAUUGAUUUGUUUGUGAAAUGUAAUAAUGUUUUGGCAAUUAAUUUGUACGAGAAAUUAGGUUAUAGUGUUUAUCGACGAGUCGUUGGAUAUUAUAAUACACCGGAGGAUGGAUAUCCUGAAACGUUAAAGAAGAUAGAUGACGAUAAGGAUGCGUAUGAUAUGAGGAAAAGUAUGGGAAGAGACAAAGGUAAGAGUGUGCGCGAUGAUGGACGAAAUCAUAAAUGCUAUCCGCAUGACGUGCGAUUCUAG
This is a messenger RNA of Naumovozyma dairenensis CBS 421, 588 nucleotides long. RefSeq names its product peptide alpha-N-acetyltransferase complex B subunit NAT3 (gene NAT3). Gene Ontology annotation, molecular function: protein-N-terminal amino-acid acetyltransferase activity. Gene Ontology annotation, biological process: N-terminal peptidyl-methionine acetylation. The record is from RefSeq and is a predicted model, not a curated record. The coding region runs from base 1 to 588 and encodes 195 amino acids. Gene Ontology annotation, cellular component: NatB complex. NCBI's taxonomy places the organism in Eukaryota, Fungi, Ascomycota, Saccharomycetes, Saccharomycetales, Saccharomycetaceae. The transcript has a single exon.